Molecule: messenger RNA, 2612 nt
Organism: Seriola aureovittata
Lineage: Eukaryota; Metazoa; Chordata; Actinopteri; Carangiformes; Carangidae
Gene: spata6l
Product: spermatogenesis associated 6-like
Exons: 12
Coding region: 956-2152 (398 amino acids)
Biological process (GO): spermatogenesis
Molecular function (GO): myosin light chain binding
Source: RefSeq, a predicted model, not a curated record
UUGGGGCCCAGAGGCACCUUAAGGAGAUGUGUCAGGAGACAGUGUGAGCCCACAGGGGGCAGUCAUGGUCCACAUUGGGCAAUAGAAGAAGGCCCAGGGGGGAGAUUGUGUUUUGAUAAACCACCUGCAUCUUAUUUGAGUAUGGGGGCCCCAAAGCGAAGUCAACAUCCCAGACUGUGCCUACUAUGCCUGAGCUAUAGGUCACACCUGGCCUGACUGCAGCCACAGCAACAUGAGUUAAGCAUUCAGUCUUUAAUGUUACACCUGUUCUGAAAGGAAUCUCUGCUACACAAACUGAACGUGCAUAGAUUAACUUACAUUUAGCGUGUUUAUGUUAUACACAUAUGUUCUGGACCCAGGGAUAGAUAGAUAGAUAGAUAGAUAGAUAGAUAGAUAGAUAGAUAGAUAGAUAGAUAGAUAGAUAGAUAGAUAGAUAGAUAGAUAGAUAGAUAGAUAGAUAGAUAGAUAAAUUCUGACUUCAUGUCUUGACUCAGAAAGUGGACAACUGGCUCCCAGACCUUCAGGUUCACUGUGUCGCAUUUACUUUAUGGUCAUUUCAAAAUAGCAUAUUUAAAAAUGUACAUUAAAGUUAAACUGAAGUUAUUUUUCAUUUUUGCUAGGGAUCUGUAAGGACCCACCACUGUAUAGAAGCUGUUUCUAUGGUUUCAUUGUGGCUUAAAAUAUGCAUUGGUGGGAAACACGACAAAACUGUCGAAUGACGUCACCAACUGAGGCAGGUAAAAUAUGGAGAAAGAUGAUCUAAAUACCGUCCGCGCCUAAACACAUUUAAAAUAUUUAUGAAUGGGAAGGACAGCUCUGGUUGCUCCAGCAACUAAAGCCAGAAGUUGUAGUAUCCAUGGUAACAAGGCAAGGUAACGCUAAACCCGAGAAGAGUAGGCUUUGAUCAGUUGAAGCAGCAGCCUGUCCGUUUUAAUACAUCGAACCGGAAGGUCCAAUGCCGCGAAAAGCGCUGAAAGUGUUGGUUGAGUUAAAGUUCAGAGCGGUUUCUUGUCCUGGAGUUCACCUGCAAGCCAAAGAUGAUAUCUACCUCAGCAUGUGCUUCAUGAGCCAGUACCGUCAGUCUAAAUGUCUCCCUGCUGUCUUCCCUCUGCUGUUCCAUGAGAAGAUGAUGUUUGAAAAGAUUUUCAGGCAAGCAGUUGAUCCUGGAGACAUCGCUGUAAUGCUUGAGUAUGAGACGAUCAGAGUUGAGCUGGUGCAGCUGGUUCCCCCUGCAGGGGACACUCUGGCCUGCUUCGAGGAAGACGCUCGACGCUUCUUGUACCCAGAGCCCAGACUGGUUCCCUCCUUCUCUGGAGUGGACCGAAAGAUUCUGAUGACCCGAGCAGCUCACUUUCCAGGCAUCUCUCCGAUGUUGGAGUUCUCCACCAAAACCACCAUCAUUCAGUGCUCAGCUGAUGCAGAGGUCAACAUUUACCCCAACAUACCCUUGAGUCCAGUGGUAAAGAGAAACACAAAGUGCUCCAGCAGACCCAGGACCUGCUCUCCUCAGAGGACACAACCUCAAACCUUUGUAAGGAGAAAAGGUGGCAGGAUGGAAAGAGAAAAAAGGGGCACUUCCAGGUCCCUGUCCCCACUGAGAGCGGGAAACACCCAGCGUCUGGCCCACUUCAGCCUGGACUCUGCAGCUCCUAUCCCAGCAGACAUGGACACAGCCAGCAGCUCCCAGCCUAUGUUGGCUUCGUGGCCAGGAGCCGGUCGAUCUGACUCACCCCUCAGGUCUGCAGUGUUUACAAGCUUCUCUUCACCUUUGAUCAGGUCUUCAUCCAAAGUGAGAUUCUCUCCAAAACCUUUAUCCAUUGGUUUGGUACGGACAUCUUAUAUUCCUCUUUUGGAUGGAAGAAGUUAUGAGGCUGGAGAGAAAUCUGAGGACGACUCAAGCUCUUCACAAACAGAUGAUCCUGUUGACAACCACUGUGGUCCUGACCCUGCAGCACUGUUGCGGCCUUAUAAACAACAAGCCAGGCUCAGCAGGUCUCCAUCCAGUUCUCACAGAGAAUGGGAGGAAGUCCACGAGCGUGUUCGAGGACUCCUGACGACGCCAAAAGCUGUACGUCGACUCGUCUACGGGGCCACAGUGUGUGAGGUGGACAGGGUUUUGGCCAGAAGGUCCAUCUCUCCAGGUCCACCAUGAUGACGUGGCUGGAGCUGCUCUGCUGGGGGCGUCCUGCUGGCCUCAAGCUUCAUGGAUACCAUGUAACUGCAACGUCGCUUGUUUGCUUUUGGUUGUAGAACUUUUUUCAUGUCAGACCCCUCUCUCUCUCUCUCUCUCUCUCUCUCUCUCUCUCCCCUAUAUCAUUUUUUAAAAGACUAUUUUUCCUCCAUGUUGAGAAUUUGUGCUUUUCUGGAUGUAAACCUGUUGAAACUGAUUGUUCAUAUAGUUUAUAUGAUUAUUUUUUGGACGAUGAAAUACUGGAAUAAAUGUUGGUGCAUUUCAAAGCCUCCAAAAUGUAAUGUAAAUGUCAUUUCUGCACAUGACUCAUGAUGUUUAUUUGUUAUAGAUCAGUAUACUCAGCGUAUAUGUUGUAUUAAAGUGUCAUUGAUCUGUUUUUGGCCUCCAGAGAGCAGUGACUAGACAUUAAAACUAACUCACA